Molecule: messenger RNA, 834 nt
Organism: Tremella mesenterica DSM 1558
Lineage: Eukaryota; Fungi; Basidiomycota; Tremellomycetes; Tremellales; Tremellaceae
Exons: 6
Coding region: 1-834 (277 amino acids)
Molecular function (GO): oxidoreductase activity, acting on NAD(P)H as acceptor
Source: RefSeq, a predicted model, not a curated record
AUGCCGUUCCACACUAUAAAACUCAACGAUGGUACCGAGAUCCCAGAGAUCUUUUUCGGCACUUGGAAAGUACCCAAACAGGUCUGUACUUCUGAAGUCGACCAAGCCGUCGAUAUCGGUUUCGAUGGUAUCGACACGGCUCAAGUAUAUGGAAACGAAGAAGAAGUCGGAAACGCCAUAAAACAACUCGGUUUACCUCGAAAGGAUCUUUACAUCACCACAAAAUGGUCCGGCGUCGAUGGGAAAGGAGCAAAACAAUCCUGUGAGGAAAGUCUGGAAAAGAUGGGAAUAUCUUAUAUCGACCUAUAUCUGAUCCAUCAUCCACGACUCAGUGGAAAUGAUAUUCCAGGGAGUUGGAAAGAGAUGGAAGCUUUGCAGAAAGAAGGUAAAGUCAAAUCGAUCGGUGUUUCCAACUUCAACAUCGUUCAAUUAGGCGAAAUACUUGCUACUUGCACUAUCAAGCCAGUCGUCAAUCAAAUCCUCCUUCACCCGUAUGUCAUCGCUACUACCACCCCUUUGUUGGAAUACAUGAAGACGCAAAAUAUCGUACCUGAAGGCUACUCCACACUCAUUCCACUCACAUCACGUCCUGGGGGUCCAGUGGACGAACCGGUCAAUGCAAUCGCCAAAAGACUCGGUGCCAAGCCUGAACAAAUUCUUCUAGCUUGGUCAAAAGCAAAAGGUGCUAUCAUCGUCACUACCUCAUCAAAGAAACAGCGUUUAGAAGGAUACUUGGACGUGGGUGACAUCGACCUCACUGACGAAGAUGUGGCUGCCAUCGACAAAGCUGGCACCGAGGCACGGUUAGGACAAUUCCCGGUCAGUUACUACUGA